AUGGAAGCUCCUAAAAAAGUGCCAUGGAGAGAUUGAGAUGAAUGAUUAAAAGCAUGGAAAUUCUUACAGGAAGACAAAGAAAAAGCACUUGAAAUUCUUGAAAUAUGAGCUAUAAGGAUGCCUUUGCCAGUGAGAGUUGACGCAACAAGAUCGAUUUUAAAAGUUUGUAAAGAAUUAACUGGGACAUGCAAUUUCCCUGAAAUAUUGUCUGUGACAACUGAGGUGGCCAGACUUUCAUUAGGAAUGUGUAUUGCAAGGAUAGUGAAUCAGCUGUGUGACCUUAACCAAAAUGCAAAAUUCGCUAAAUCAGUUUCAAUGGCAUCAAAAACCAUGGGAUUGCCUGAAUUUUUGGUCGACCUUAGACAUGAUGCCACACAUGGAUCUCUGCCUCAACUUUAUGUCUUACUCCCCCCUCCAUGAGUGAACAAAAAAAUUUUGUUCACUCACAGAGAGGGGUUAAUUUUUUUUUUAAAAACAUUUAUAUAUAGAAAAUUUAUUUUUUCAAAAUUUUAAAAAAAAAAUCCUAAUUUGCAAAAAUUGGGAAGCAAAUAUUAUUUAAAUUUAUAAAAUUUAUGUUUUAAAACGCAAUUUGUUUAAAAAUUAAACAGAAUUAGCUGAAGAUUUCAUUAUACUAAUUAUCACUUAUAUAUCAAUUUAUUUUCAUAAUUUUUUUUUUUCUAUUAAAAAUAUUUUUGUUCACUCACGGAGGGGAUGUUUCCAAUGGUUUUGUUCACUCACGGAGGAGGGGAGUUAGCAAGAGGCCUUGAUUGCUUAUAUAUAUGGCUUACCGAAAAUUAUUGGAAAAAGCAGUACGAGAACUAUAUUACAAAGGAAGAAAAAAUAUUAGGGCUAAUAGACAAAUUUGAGAAAAGGUCAAGAGUGACUGAUGACAACUACUCGCUGGCACAGUUUGCAGAAAGCACCUUUACUGGAGAUUUGGCACAGUUUAGAGGGAAAAUAGCUCAUUUUGUUGCAGCUUUAAGAGCGAAAAUGAAAGAAGAGCCAUGGGCUAUUCUAGUUUUGCAUCUUCAAAGCAAAAUAAUAAAAUUUCCUGAAGCUGUGAUCCAAUCGGCUUUUAAAUUAUUAAAAGCUAAUGAAUUGUCACUUGGCUUAGUAAAGACGUUAGUUGAAGACAUUUUUUCAUUAGCAAGCCCUAUAAAAUUAUCAAUAACGCCAUGGGUCAAGCAUUUGCUGCUUUUGCAAAACACAGAGCUGACUGCUCAUGAAAUUUUGAAAUUUUUGAUUGAAAUGAAAGCAUUUUCAGAAGAUCUUACACAAAUUAUGACACAAAUUUCGAAAAUCUCAAGAAUAGCAAAUCCAGAAAAUGACUCUGAACAAAAAAUUGAAGCCUUACCUGAUGUUCCAAGAUGGAGAAGGCUUCAAUCAUGGAGUAGCAGAAUAUUGGGAGCGAAUAGUAUUCUGGAGAACUAA
Blepharisma stoltei is the source of this 1431-nucleotide messenger RNA. The record is from the annotation of a GenBank genome assembly. NCBI's taxonomy places the organism in Eukaryota, Ciliophora, Heterotrichea, Heterotrichida, Blepharismidae.